AUGAAACUUAUUCUUAUUGUUUUAAUUAUUGCUCAACUCCAUGGUGCUUUUAGCACUAGUAUUCCUCUGGCAGAACAACGUGGACUUAUGGAUAUAUGGGACUUCAUAAGUCCAGUAGUUGGUCCAAUUGCUGAACAUAUCGAUUCAGCUAUUGGUACAAUUUCAAAUAUUCAUUCUACUGUUACAAAUGCAGUUUCAGGUGCUAUUUAUAGUGUAACAUCAUGGAUUGGUGAUAAAGUUCCAGCACUUGGUAAACGUGAUUUAGAAAAUGAUGCUCGAUUAAGUCUUCUGAGUGAACUUCAAUCAUUUAAACUUUCUUUUCAACAAUCAAUGCUUGAAAUUCUUCAAAGUUUUCUUAAUGGUAAUUUAGCAACUCAAUUUAGACAAUUAAUUUCAAAAUUAAGUACUUUUCUUAAAACACAUUUACAAACUAUUAGAAAAAUGAUAACUGAUUUAAUUCCUCAAAUGCAAAACAAAAUAGCAACUGAAGCUGUAACAAGUGUUUUACAUNCCUAA
Molecule: messenger RNA, 516 nt
Organism: Rotaria sp. Silwood2
Lineage: Eukaryota; Metazoa; Rotifera; Eurotatoria; Philodinida; Philodinidae
Source: the annotation of a GenBank genome assembly